ACUUCGGACUUGGGAAGGCACUCGCGUGGCAACAAUCGUCCAGGGCGCACGGCACACACGCAGAGCUGCCGGAGGAGAUAGGCCGUUGCUUCUUGGUGUGCCACAUUCGUACCCCGAUCCAAGUCCAGACCCGCUGAUCCAUCCGCCUCAUAUAUACAUCAUUUCCGCCGCUUUGAUUGGGGCACGCACGCACAUGGUGGAGGAGAUUGGCUGCCAGAGACAGACGGGCAUUGUGGUCGCCAUGCCCAGCCAGGUGGCAUCGAGCACCGGAACUCCAGCCCCAUCCGCCGGCGGCAUUCACCAGCAGCAUCAGCAGCACCAGCAGCAGCAACACCAGCAACAGCAGCACCAGCAGCAACAGCAGCAGCAACACCAACAUCAGCAGCAGCAACAGCAGCACCUUCAGCAGCAGCAACACCACCAGCUGCAGCAGCAACAGCAGCAGCAGCAGCAUCAACAACUCGCCAGCAACAUGAGCCUGCUGACCGUCAAAGGCGGUCGUUAUCUUUGGACCGACCGGGAGCUGUUGAUGCACCUCCAGAACUACACUCCCCUGAUCCUUCUCAUCGAUUUCGUGGAGAAGACCCGAACCAAGCGCUUCUAUGAGAGCUCCGAGCGCUAUGAGAUACUCAUGCUGGUCUUCAUCAUGCGCAAGGGAGCGCCGUUCUGUGAGAACAAGCGCUUUCCAGCGGAGUACUGGGUUAAUCUGUCGGUGGGACCAAUUGCCGAGGCGUUUGACCGACUGCAGGCGGCCAUCGAUAUACCGGAUCCCCAGCUGCCGAUCCACAUGAGCGUUACGGAUUUGACCAGCUGGAAGCAGAUGUUCGACCUGGCCAUGCUGGAUAUACGGCGUUUUGCGUACUACACCGAUCCUUUGCAGCUGGCCGAUGCGGGCGUCUUUAACCGGAUCACCUUUGAGCAGCGAUUCGGAAUGCAGUGGCAGGAGUAAUGGGAAUUGAUGCACGUUACUGGAUAUAUAUUCACGGUAAACAUGUAAGCACACCAUCAGCACCAACACACUUUCCCACAUUGGGAUGGAUCGUGGGGAAGGCUACUGCAUAAAUCUAAACGAAAGCAUUUAGUUAAGUAUAAAUAGGAGGCACUAGAGCAACCGAUCCAUCCAAUCCCACAUAGACAGAGUUAUUUGUUGCGUUAAUGUCCCUGCAUAGCGAAAUCUACUGUGCCUUCUCCAAAACUCCAGAUCCUUCUGAAUUCCUUUCCCUCCAAUCCCUCUACUUCAUCUCUUCUCCGACUCCUCAAAUGUAUCUGUAAUACAAGCGACGUGUAGGACCCAAAAUGCUUUAAUGGAAAUAAAGGUUAGUUACUGUUCAAA
Molecule: messenger RNA, 1333 nt
Organism: Drosophila simulans
Lineage: Eukaryota; Metazoa; Arthropoda; Insecta; Diptera; Drosophilidae
Product: general transcriptional corepressor trfA
Exons: 2
Coding region: 194-949 (251 amino acids)
Molecular function (GO): structural molecule activity
Source: RefSeq, a predicted model, not a curated record